Molecule: messenger RNA, 915 nt
Organism: Adineta ricciae
Lineage: Eukaryota; Metazoa; Rotifera; Eurotatoria; Adinetida; Adinetidae
Source: the annotation of a GenBank genome assembly
AUGCAUUUUAUCGCACUCAUCUUUUUUGCGUUGAUUUUCUGUAUUAAUCCAAACAGGAAUCAAGUCUUUGGCUGUGAAUGUCCUGCAAAAGAUAAUAGAAAUUAUGUAUCUGCCGAUGGAGGUGACGUGCAAAGUAAUGGACAAUUGAAAUGUUGGUAUGUAGCUCAAAGUGGAAAUGCUCGUGGCACUUUGUAUUGUUUAUACCGAACCGAUUGCACAAUCGCCAUCGAUGGUGAUGGAGGAUUUUGUGUAUCUUCGACACCGACAACAACAGCUGCACUGACAGAACCAGGCAGUGGAGGAAAUACGACGACGACAACAACAACAGUUACAACGACACGAUCAGGCAGUGGAGGAAAUACGACAACAACCACCACAGCUUCAUCCAAAUGUCAAUGCCCUGCUACGGAUACCACGGGUACUGCACUUAUUAUCGGUCAGAUCCAAAGUGGCGCUUUAGUAUGCGGUUACUCUAUGACCGACAACGGUUGUUGGUAUGAUCUGAAUACAUGCGCUCUUAUACAAGACGAACACGGAGGACAAUGCAGCGGCAGCCAAACGAAUACGACAUCGACAACUAACGGACAAACAACAUCUACGACUAUGAUGGGUGCUAUGACGUCAUCUACAACGGCACAGAUGACAACAUCAACAUCAACCUCGAUGCUGUCUACAGGAUCGGCAUCAACAUCAACACCAGUAAUGUCUGCAACAUCGACAUCAACGCCAAUGAUGUCUACAACAUCGACAUCAACGUUAUCGAUGACAACUACAACGUUCUCUAACGCAUUCCCAACUACAACUAUUUUUGAUAACACGACUAAUUCUACGGGUAUAAACUCAGGAAACAAUCUGCCAAAAAUUUCGCUCUUUAUCGCUAUGGUUAAUACACUAAUCAUCAAUGUUUUGCUAUAA